UCGAUAACGAUAUGCGCCAUUUCUUCACUGCACUGUAAACAAUAAAAUAAUCCAAUUAAAAAAAUUAAAUCACGCCUAUACGUGGUGCUGGGUAACUAUUGCGACGACUACUCUACUACAAGCGCACCGUCCACACAGCCGGAGUACAGUACAACAUGCCCAGGAUAUGUCGCAUUUGUGGCCAAGAGGCGUCGAUAUACCUAUUCUGCCCGAAGAACGGCCACUUGAUCCGCCAAAUUCUAUCCAUAACAGGGGUCGGGCUAAAUGAAAAGGAGGGACUCUCCAGCCAUAUGUGCGACAAGUGCGUUUUCGACUUGGACUGUGCCAUAAAGUUUCGGCAGCGCUGCAUCAUCUCGGAGAAGCGUAAUCAGGAAAAAGCAAAUUCCACUGGCACGUCCGUUGCCAGCAUAGAGGAGAAUUCCGACUCGGAAAUAGAGUCUUAUGGGCUAAACACCGAUGAAGAGAACGCUGAUGAUUAUGCUUUGGAAUAUGAAUCAGAAAUGUGCACGCAGAACAAUAACCCUGUGGAGCAAGCGAAAAAAAAGCGCAGCGGCAGAUAUGCUGCAGGGCCGUAUAUAUGCGAUGACUGUGGAAAGUCUAUAAACAGCUGGAGCAACUUUCAAGAGCACAAACUACGGCACUCUGGUAUCAAGAAUUUCGUGUGCCAGUUCAGUGAGUGCGGCAAACGUUUCGCCACUCGUAAGGAGUUGGUGCGACACAACCGCUGCCACACGGGAGAGAAGCCCUUCGUCUGCACCUACUGUUCUCGUCGAUUUUCAGAUGCGAGCUCGCGCGAAGAGCACCACAGACGCCACCGCAAUGACAAGCGUUUCGAGUGUAAAACGUGUGGCAAGGGUUUCGUGAGCUCUGGCUGCCUAAGGAAGCACAUCCUCACACACGCAUCAGCAGACGAGCGCAAGCAUGUCUGUGGCAUCUGCAACAAGCGCUUCUUACGAAUUGCACAGUUGCAAAAUCAUUUGGCUACCAGCACACACAUGGAGAAGGCACUGGAGGCAGCUCAGACAGUCGUACAGCCUUCAAUCACAAGCAUUUUUUAGAGACGAUUCGAUUUUUUAUUGAAUAUUUAUGUAUUUAUGC
Molecule: messenger RNA, 1098 nt
Organism: Drosophila obscura
Lineage: Eukaryota; Metazoa; Arthropoda; Insecta; Diptera; Drosophilidae
Product: zinc finger protein 90
Exons: 4
Coding region: 156-1058 (300 amino acids)
Biological process (GO): regulation of transcription by RNA polymerase II
Cellular component (GO): nucleus
Molecular function (GO): DNA-binding transcription factor activity; zinc ion binding; RNA polymerase II cis-regulatory region sequence-specific DNA binding
Source: RefSeq, a predicted model, not a curated record